Molecule: messenger RNA, 702 nt
Organism: Fragaria vesca subsp. vesca
Lineage: Eukaryota; Viridiplantae; Streptophyta; Magnoliopsida; Rosales; Rosaceae
Product: membrane magnesium transporter-like
Exons: 4
Coding region: 103-429 (108 amino acids)
Cellular component (GO): plasma membrane; EMC complex; early endosome
Source: RefSeq, a predicted model, not a curated record
AGUCAGAAUUUGAAGAGGAGUCAAUUCGGCUCAUAUCGUAAACGACGUCGUAGAGUCCGAUUACCGGAGAGCUCUAGCUGGCCGGAGAUCGGAGCUUAAAAAAUGGGUUUCAGCUUGGGGUUCCUGGUUGGCAUCUUCGGGGUUCUGAUUCUCUCUCAUGCCGCCUACUCAACUGUUCAGUAUAGGGGAUUGUUGAAGAUUAUGGAGGAGGAAUUUUCAGGGCCUCCGUUUACUGUGGUGGCGGAAUUGCUGGUAGGGCUAGUGUUGAGUUUGUGGGCAGGACUUACUGUUCCGGGCACGUUUCUGUCGAUACAUCCCCAUUCUGAAGAGAAUAGGAUUGUUGCUCUACCGGCAAACCUAGACUUUAUGGUCUUCAACCAUCGUGGCAAAGUAUUUCCCCUGGAGAUGGAUUUGAAGCUGAAGCAUUAAGGUCUUCAAUUAAUUCAAGCAGAACACAGUUUUUAGUUUUUCUGGCCUUCAGAGCGAAGAAUGGCAACAUGUGGCACAAUACUGCAUUUGACAGCAUCUGGAAAAUCAUGAACACUACUUCACUACUUGUUUUUGUUUCCUUGGAGUAUGUUGCUGUAUUUUGCGUUUACCUAUGUAGCUUCUAACCAUUGGAUACCUGUUCACUUAAUCUGUUACUAUGGCCUAGUCAUUUACAGUAAUUUGAACUACUUGCUUUUCCAGCUCUUUCUAUUC